GAAAGAGGUGAAGCACAAGCCGUCCUGAAGAAUCUCCAGAACACGCAGAAAUUGUUUGCUACAUUUAAAAGACAAAUGAAGCCAAGUCCCGACAUGGAGAAACAUCAGCACUCUGUCAAGAGUUUUACUAAACAGAGUAAUCUCAAAAAACACCAGCGCAUUCACACAGGAGAGAAACCACAUCACUGCUCAGACUGUGGAAAGAGUUUUAAUCAACAGAGUAAUCUCAAAAGUCACCAGCGCAUUCACACAGGAGAGAAACCACAUCACUGCUCAGACUGUGGGAAGAGUUUUAAUCAACAGAGUGAUCUCAAAAAACACCAGCGCAUUCACACAGGAGAGAAACCGUAUUACUGCUCAGACUGUGGGAAGAGUUUUAAUCAACAGAGUAAUCUCAAAAGUCACCAGCGCAUUCACACAGGAGAGAAACCGUAUCACUGCUCAGACUGUGGGAAGAUUUUUACUACCCAGAGUGAUCUCAAACAACAUCAGCGCAUUCACACAGGAGAGAAACCGUAUUACUGCUCAGACUGUGGGAAGAGUUUUAAUCAACAGAGUAAUCUCAAAAGUCACCAGCGCAUUCACACAGGAGAGAAACCAUAUCACUGCUCAGACUGUGGGAAGAUUUUUACUACCCAGAGUGAUCUCAAACAACAUCAGCGCAUUCACACAGGAGAGAAACCAUAUCACUGCUCAGACUGUAGGAAGAGUUUUAUUACACAGAGUAAACUUAAAAUACAUCAGCGCAUUCACACAGGAGAGAAACCUUAUUACUGCUCAGACUGUGGGAAGAGCUUUAAUCGACUGGAGACUGUCAAACGGCAUCAGCGCAUUCACACAGGAGAGAAACCGCAUCACUGCUCGGACUGUGGGAAGAGUUUUACUGAACAGAGUGCUCUCAAAAAACACCAGCGCAUUCACACAGGAGAGAAACUGUAUCACUGCUCAGACUGUGGGAAAAGUUUUAAUCAACAGAGUAAUCUCAAAAUACACCAGCGCAUUCACACAGGAGAGAAACCGUAUCACUGCUCAGACUGUGGGAAGAGUUUUACUAAACAGAGUAAUCUCAAAAGUCACCAGCGCAUUCACACAGGAGAGAAACCGUAUCACUGCUCAGACUGUGGGAAGAGCUUUGAUUCAGCAAGUGAUCUCAAAAAACACCAGCGCAUUCACACAGGAGAUAAACCGUAUCACUGCUCAGACUGUGGGAAGAGUUUUACUCAAAAGAAUGAGCUCAAAAAUCACCAGCGCGUUCACACAGGAGAGAAACCGUAUCACUGCUCAGAGUGUGGAAAGAGUUUUAAUCAACAGAGUCAUCUCAAAAUACAACAGCGCAUUCACACAGGAGAGAAACCGUAUCACUGCUCAGACUGUGGGAAGAGUUUUAAUCGACAGUGUACUCUCAAAAAUCACCAGCGCAUUCACACAGGUGAGAAACCGUAUUACUGCUCAGACUGUGGGAAGAAUUUUACUGAACAGAGUAAUCUCAAAAUACACCAGCGCAUUCACACAGGAGAGAAACCGUAUCACUGCUCAGACUGUGGGAAGAGUUUUACUACACAGAGUAAUCUCAAAAAUCACCAGCGCAUUCACACAGGAGAGAAACCGUAUUACUGCUCAGACUGUGGGAAGAGUUUUACUCAACAGAAUCAUCUCCAAAAACACAAGUGCAGUAACACAGGAGAGAAAACUAUCCCAAAUUUGUUCCACGGCAAUUAAAAGUGCAAAUCCUAAGUCUUUCAGACAGAACACCUUAUCCUACACUAAUGUAUUACUCUGUCACUUGGGACACGUUCCACUAGAAACAAACAUGAACUGAAUUUAACAAUCGAUUUCACAGGUUCAGCAAAAUUAUUCUUAUCCAGGGAUGAUGUUUAUUGAAUUUCAUGUUAUGUUUUCUUGAAUGUUCGAUAUUCCAGAACAUUCUUCGUGAGACAGAGCUCAGUUUUUAGGGUAGUUACAGUAAGAGUUCAGUUCUGAAGAAGGGAAUGUCUUUCAAGUACAAACUACGGCAUUGCCAGAGCUUGCUCCAGACAUUAGAUUAGCAUUAGAUUAACAUAGUCUUUAACAUUUAGAUGUCAUAGUUGUUAGGAGUAGAGUAGGAUUCUUGCAACGAAAUGAUUUUGUUGCUGGAACACCCACUACACCCACUUUACCUAUUUUUGGUGGCCUAAUGUAAUUUAAUAACUUUCCCCACCUGAACACACACAUACCACAAACCCCAUCCAGGAUGCACUGGAAUUAGAAUAAAAGCCUUUGAUAAGUCUUUUCACAAAUCAAACCUAAAUUUCAAAUGACAUAUCUCACUUUUUCAUCUCUCCAGUCCUCUCAAGAGACCUAAAUGCUAGUUGGGUAAACCUUGUACAUUUUUUGUCAUUCCUCAAGCGAGCACUAAUUCAGACAACCGUCAAACUUUGGACUUCUACGACCUUAAAUAGUCACCAUCUGUGAUUGUCUCCCAAAUGAGGUGGACCAACAGUGCCAUCACCAGGACGAAGACCCGACUGCCAUUAUAAUACUAUAUAAUUCAACUUGCUAAAAUCCACAGAAACGCAAUCCACAAAGAGUUACUGCAAUUUAAGAGUUUAUGCUUGGUUAUUCCUGCAAAGCAUUGAGAAAAUAAGACUCGUUUAGUUAAAAGAAAUGUUCAAAGCUUUGGAUUCCAUUCCCAGCCUUGUAAGCUGAAAUUCUGUGGUGUAAACUGAUCUCUCUCACACCCGUCAUAAAUUCUGAUCAACAGGCUAAGAGCCAGGCGAAGAGAAUUUCUCACAAAGCAGAACAAAUAAGAAUAUACAUUAACUAAAUAAAAAGUUAUUUUACAGAAUAUUUACUAAAUAAUAUGCCACUUAUAGUGUAUGGGUAUAGAUGCUGUCCUGAUUAAAUUUUCAUACACAGUCAAGUCUGAAUCAACAAGGUUUAACUAGCAUUUAAUAAUUUUGCCUUAUUUGGUUAUUAGUGGUUUAUUAUUUUAUAGUGUUUGUGUUAUCUUUUCAAUUAUUUAAUUGGGUUUAAAUAUAAACAUGACUCUUUAUUUCUUUUUUGACAAGGACCAUACAUUGUUUCUUACUUCAGGAUUAUCUGGAAUGUUACCAACCUAUUUGUAGGAAAAA
Molecule: messenger RNA, 3110 nt
Organism: Astyanax mexicanus (Mexican tetra)
Lineage: Eukaryota; Metazoa; Chordata; Actinopteri; Characiformes; Acestrorhamphidae
Product: zinc finger protein 271-like
Exons: 3
Coding region: 76-1719 (547 amino acids)
Biological process (GO): regulation of transcription by RNA polymerase II
Molecular function (GO): DNA-binding transcription factor activity; RNA polymerase II cis-regulatory region sequence-specific DNA binding
Source: RefSeq, a predicted model, not a curated record